Messenger RNA from Saccoglossus kowalevskii, 1252 nucleotides. RefSeq names its product mucin-22-like. The record is from RefSeq and is a predicted model, not a curated record. Lineage: Eukaryota; Metazoa; Hemichordata; Enteropneusta; Harrimaniidae.
AUGGUUUCUGGGACGGAUCUUACUAAAACAUCUGAACGUGCAACAAGUACAUUUGAAAGUUCUACUUCAACUGAUUUGCCUACAGGUACUUUCUCAACAGAAGAAACGGCCACUGAAGGAACUGAUUAUACCUUGGUUUCUGGGACUGAUCUUACUAAAACAUCUGAACGUGCAACAACUACAUUUGAAAGUUCUACUUCAACUGAUUUGCCUACAGGUACUUUCUCAACAGAAGAAACGGCCACUGAAGGAACUGAUUAUACCAUGGUUUCUGGGACGGAUCUUACUAAAACAUCUGAACGUGCAACAAGUACAUUUGAAAGUUCUACUUCAACUGAUUUGCCUACAGGUACUUUCUCAACAGAAACAUUUGAAACAACAGAUCAAACUGAAUCUACUCAGAACAUUAUUACAACAGAAGAAACGGCCAUUGAAGGAACUGAGUUUACCUUGGUUUCUGGGACUGAUCUAACUAAAACAUCUGAACGUACAAGCACUACAUUUGAAAGUUCUACUUCAACUGAUAUGCCUACAGGUACUUUCUCAACAGGAUUUAUAACAGAAACGACAACAUCUGAUGUUGCGUCAUCAACGAUACCACCAAUUUCUACCCAAGAAACAUUUGAUACAACAGCUCAAACUAAAUCUACUCAGAACAUUAUUACAACAGAAGAAACAGUCACUGAAGGAACUGAUUAUACCUUGGUUUCUGGGACUGAACUAACUAAAACAUCUGAACGUACAAGCACUACAUUUGAAAGUUCUACUUCAACUGAUUUGCCUACAGGUACUUUCUCAACAGAAACAUUUGAAACAACAGCUCAAACUGAAUCUACUCAGAACAUUAUUACAACAGAAGAAACGGCCAUUGAAGGAACUGAGUUUACCUUGGUUUCUGGGACUGAUCUAACUAAAACAUCUGAACAUGCAACAACUACAUUUGAAAGUUCUACUUCAACUGAUAUGCCUACAGGUACUUUCUCAACAGAAGAAACGGCCACUGAAGGAACUGAUUAUACCUUGGUUUCUGGGACUGAUCUAACUAAAACAUCUGAAGGUGCAACAACUACAUUUGAAAGUUCUACUUCAACUGAUUUGCCUACAGGUACUUUCUCAACAGAAGAAACGGUCACUGAAGGAACUGAUUAUACCUUGGUUUCUGGGACUGAACUAACUAAAACAUCUGAACGUGCAACAACUACAUUUGAAAGUUCCACUUCAACUGAUUUGCCUACAGGUACUUUCUCAACAG